This is a messenger RNA of Psylliodes chrysocephalus, 549 nucleotides long. NCBI's taxonomy places the organism in Eukaryota, Metazoa, Arthropoda, Insecta, Coleoptera, Chrysomelidae. The record is from the annotation of a GenBank genome assembly.
AUGCAGAAUGCAAAAUUGAUAACAAGGCACUUUCAAAACAUAAGAAGCAUUUGUACACGCGCCUCUUUGAAUCAAGUAGCAGGAGCAGAGACGGCAUCAAAUGUAUCCGAAAAACUAACAAUCCCACCUCCGAGUAAUGUUGAAAAACCAGUUUCCCCAAAAAUAGACAAAUUGGUGACGGAAAUUUCACAAUUAACCUUAAUUGAAGUCUCCGAACUUAGUGGGUUAUUAAAAAAGCGACUCAAUCUUCCAGAUGCUCCUGUAAUGCCCAUGGGCGGUUUCGCUGUUGCCGCAGCCCCUGCCGAAGAAGAGGAGGCUCCUCAAAAAGUGAAAUCUGUUUUCACUGUCAAAUUAAUGAAAUUUGAUGAUAAACAGAAAGUCCCAUUGAUAAAAGAAAUUAAAACUCUAAUAGAAGGAAUGAAUUUAGUACAAGCUAAAAAAUUCGUAGAGGGUUGCCCUACUGUGGUAAAAGCAGAUGUUUCCAAAGAGGAGGCCGAUAAGUUAAAGGCUGCCAUUGAAAAAGUUGGAGGUGUGGUAGAAUUAGAUUAG